CUUCUAAAACGAACGUCCAGGUACAUGUAGAUCUAGCUACUAGUAGCUCUAGCUAGCUAGCUAGCUAGUAGCAGCCAGACAGAAAGAUCCACCGUGCUACCGGUACGCAUCACCACCCCUCGUUUGUUUUCCACAAAACCGAGAUCAAACCAACCGACCUCCCACCUUGUCUAGUAGGCCAUCUUCUACCUACCUGGUAGCCAGUUGUUUUAUUAAAAUUGUCACUGUACUUCCACCAUGUCCCUCCGUGGUCGGUAUGUGAUUGAUCGGAUCAAACGAUCGGUCUCGUCCUAUCUCAAAAUGCCCGUGCCGCCCUACGGCGAACCCAUGUUUUGGGAAAAUGUCUACCACAAGAUGGAUCUUGCCACGCCGAUAUCGCCCGAUACCAGUUUGCCCGAAUUUGACGAUACCUUUGAAUGGGGUGAUAUCAAGUUACAGGAUGUCUUGGAAUACCGGUAUCGACCCGUCACUAUCCAACAAACAACUUCUGCCACGGAAUAUGCGUCCAGCAGUACAGUGGGAGAUACCGAUGCUACCACGACAUUUGGUCAAACCAUUGGCGUGGAACCCAACGAGUUCUUUUCACUCAUGGAGGAUGAUACUACCACUAGUACUACUACUGACAGCCAACAAGAAGAAAGCAGUGGUGGUAGUAGUAGUAGUACGAAAGAACCCAUUAUCAUGUUGGGAUGUGGCAAUUCCCGCAUGGGAGAAGACAUGGUGGAACAGGGAUGGCAAGGACCCAUCAUUCAAGUGGACAUUGCCGCCAAGGCAUUGGAAAUGAUUGCGCGUCGCAGCCCGCACAAUUCGGAUCGACUCCAAUAUCUACAAGAAGAUGCCACCAAUCUGACGUCGUCGAUCCGCCAGGACACGGUGGCCGCCACCAUUGACAAGGGAUUGCUGGAUGCGCUGUUUUGCGCCGACGAAUACGAUCAAAUGACCGAUAUUGUGUCGAGUGUGCGACGUGUCUUGCAACCGGGUGGGGUCUUUUGUAUCUUUAGCUUUAGUCGACCGGAAUUCCUUCUCCCGCGCAUAUUGCCGUUGCACAACAACACUCAAAUGCCGUAUGGAUAUGGACGACAACAACAAUCCACGUGGGAGCACGUCGAGGUUCGAGAACUGGAUCGAUUCAUGAUUUAUCGAUUGCAGAAAUCCAAAAAAGGGAGCAAUAUUCGAGAGCCCAAGGGAUAUUCGCAGCAUCAUAACAAAACUCAAAAGAGACGACAAUGAAAGAAAGAGUGCUACAGUGCUGUCGUAGAGUUGUGACAGAGAUAAUUAGAAUCACAAAAGAAGAAGACCUACCAAUCCACUAUCGUUUUCAAUACUACGCGUUUCAGAAGGAAGAUGAAGGGCGCCCAGAAAACCAAUAGUAGGAGCUUGGUUCCCAGCAGUUGCUUGGCCUGUAGCUAGCUGUUCUGUGUCGAGCCACUGCAGCGCUAGCUAGCAACCAAGGCUGAGGGCAACAAGGUUCCAUGGAUGUUGCUGCCUUUAUUUAUUUCUCUAGAGGUUGGAGAACCUCUCUCGCUUCUGCGCCCCCCCCUCCCUCGUACGAAGGACAUCUCAGUUGAUACCAGCUAUGGGAAUCCAUCCUCCCCACCAUCAUUCCUUAAUCAUAACUGUGCGCGAACUUUUAAAAUACAGUCAAGUAGCUUGCAAAUAGUGCUAUUAUUAAUAGUGUGAUUCAUAGCUUCUCUAGCUAGCUAGCUAGCGGCCUGC
This is a messenger RNA of Seminavis robusta, 1716 nucleotides long. The record is from the annotation of a GenBank genome assembly. Lineage: Eukaryota; Bacillariophyta; Bacillariophyceae; Naviculales; Naviculaceae.